AUGUGUGAUCAAUUGGAGAUUCCAGGGGAAUCGCGGCGGUGGGUGCUGAAGCGACACCGUAUCCUAGGCAAGGGUAGUUUUGGCUGUGCAACGCUGUACGAGGAGGUGGAUGCACCCGGUAGGUUUGUUGUUGUGAAGGAUAUAAACAUGCAGACAAUGAAGAAGGAUGACGAGAUGAAGUCGUUUGAAAUGGAGGUGGAAAUUCUCCGGCGCUCGCGUGGACACCCAAACAUUGUCCACUUUCUUGACUACUACCACGACGGGGCGUUUAUGAUUUACAUUGUCAUGGAGUACUGCGCGGGGGGUGAUCUGGGGCAGCUCGAGGAAAAAAUGCAGUACCGUGCGUCGCAUCAACCCGAAAGGUUUGUCGCCUCUAUUCUGAUUCAGAUGCUAGCUGGCCUGUACUACCUCCACGUGGAUCAGCACACGCUGCACCGCGACAUCAAACCGCAGAAUGUGUUCCUCUGCACCGAUGGCGCCCUCCGUAUCGGCGACUUUGGUGUCUCGACGGUUCUCGGUCAGUACGGUGCACGGGCGAAGGCGGUGUGCGGCUCUCCGUUUUACAUGGCACCAGAGUUGUGCGAGGAAAGGGCGUACGAUAGCAAGGCGGAUCUCUGGAGCCUUGGAGUGAUGAUGUAUGAGUUGAUGGCGCUCGAGCGGCCGUUCAACGCGGUGUCUGUUCCCGCACUGAUACGGCAAAUCACUCAAGGUGUAUUCAACCCCAUCCCGCGCGAUCUCCCCUACUCCGCCCCGCUGGUGGAGAUGGUGGAGUCGUUUCUGCAAACCUCGCCAACGGCCCGGCCAACGCUUCGACGCGUGCUGCGAAGCGCCUACGUCCGGAGCCAUCUGGACUGUGUUCCACCUAGCUGCCUCGCCUCGACUCACUACGCGCAGCUCUUCGGGGAGGAGCUUCUGCAGGAAGUUGUAAGGAGCCAUGAGGCGGUGCCAACCGCCACAUGCAUCGUUACCAGCGCUGGCAGCAGCAACGCCGCCUGUUUGCAGGCGGUGUCAAGGGAACAGGGUAACAAAGGCCGCGGCAAUUACGCAUUCGGGCCCCACGCACAUGGAGAGGUCAAUGAACUAGAAAUGUGGUUGGAGUCGAAUGGAACCAUUACCGACGCCCUCGCCAACGCAGAGCCGCCCCGACUUCGAGUUGAUGAGCAACAAAUGCCAAAUCCCCCGUCGCCCACGGGAAAUGCGGUGGAAAUGCGCCAUGUGACUUCAGACGACGCAAAAAAAAACCAAUCCACUACUGGGCUACAAGAACAAAAAUUGCUGGCGCAAAACGGUGGGGCGGAGGACUUAUACGAGGACGACUUUGAGAGCGAGAAUGAUGAGUGA
Trypanosoma rangeli is the source of this 1341-nucleotide messenger RNA. Its product is annotated as protein kinase. The transcript has a single exon. Lineage: Eukaryota; Euglenozoa; Kinetoplastea; Trypanosomatida; Trypanosomatidae. The record is from RefSeq and is a predicted model, not a curated record. Bases 1 to 1341 code for a protein of 446 amino acids. Gene Ontology annotation, molecular function: ATP binding; protein kinase activity. Gene Ontology annotation, biological process: protein phosphorylation.